AUGGAAGAUAAUUAUAAUACUAACACUAGUUCAUAACCAAAUGAAAAUCCAUAUCCUAAAUUUGAACCUGAAAACCAAAACGAAUAACCUUAGUUGGAACAACCCCCAUAAUAUGCUUAAACAGAUGAUCUCAAUCAACCAUUGAUAAUGGGUGAAGAUUAACAUGAUAGUGGUGAAUACAUAGAUUAAUUUUUAUUGUACACAAAAUAUAUCAACAUUGGUGCUGGAACUUAUGUUGCAAUUGGGGGGUUAUACUUUUUAUUCACUUUGAAAAUAUGGAAUUCCUCCAACUUUUUGAUGUCAUUUUACACAAUGUUUCUUCCAUUAUUUUAUGUGUUCUUUGGAGUAUUGCUAAUAUUGUCUGAGUAUUACAAACUAGAAGUGAAUAUCUAUUUUAGAUUUUUGAGAUCUUAUUUGGGAAGAGGAAUAUACAAUAUUUUCUUAGGUACUUAAUGUGUUAAUCUUUGGGCUAGGUCAAGUGAUUUUUUCAGCUGGAUACUCUUCACUCUUGGUCUAAUCUAUCUAUUUUUACAUAUAAUUAGAUCUAAAAUUGAUUCAGAUGUAAAAUCAAAGCUAUUAGAUUGAUUUAAUAUAAAUCAUUUAACAUUUUACAAUAAGAAUUAUAAUAAAAA
Paramecium tetraurelia is the source of this 632-nucleotide messenger RNA. RefSeq lists its product as uncharacterized. The record is from RefSeq and is a predicted model, not a curated record. NCBI's taxonomy places the organism in Eukaryota, Ciliophora, Oligohymenophorea, Peniculida, Parameciidae. The transcript has 4 exons.